UGAACCUAAACGGCUCCAGCAGCAGCUCAGCAGGAAGACGGCUGUGUUUUCGUUUCUCGGCUGAAUCUCUGCGUAGUUUCAGCAACAAUGUCUUCAGUUCAGCAUCUGAGAGAGUUUAUCAGAGAGCGACUAACUGCUGCUGCUGAAGAAAUCUUCUCAGAGGUUGAGAAAACCAUCGUCCGCUACGAGGAAGACGCCAGACUGCUGGAAAGCUGCUGGAGACCAAAGAUAAAGACCACCAGAAUCGACCUCCAGAAGCCACAUGUCUCCAAGGAGGAGGAAGCUUCUUCCAUCCAACAGCUCUCCAACCAGAGGAGAAGGUCCAGUCAUGACCAGGAGGAAGCAGAACCUCAGUGGUCUGAAGAGGAACAGAUGGAACCAGAUCCUCUCCUGAUUACAGAAGAGGAGGAACCAGAACUUCCACUGGUUAAAGAAGAAAAUGUGGAGACUGAGUCUUCGUGGGUUAAAGAAGAACAAAAGGAACGGGAACCACUAAUUGAAGACCAAGAGGACCCAGAAGUUCCACUGAUUGAGGAAGAAAAGGAGGAACCAGAUUCUUCGAGGCUUAAACAUGAACAGCAGGACCCAGAAAAUUUACCAACUAGAAGGGAGCAGAAGGAUGUCUGCAGCAGUCAGGAGGGAGAGCAGCUUGUCCAGAAGCAGUCUGUUGCUCUAAUGGAGACCUUUACCCUUCAGGAACGUGAAGGAGAACCAAUAACUGAGCAGCUUUCCUUUCAUAUCUCUCCUGUAGUUCAGACCAAAGACCAGAAAGGAAGCAGCUCCACUGGGUCAGAGAGUCAGUCUUCCACUGACAUUAAGAAAAUGUCUUUAAAAUGUGAUGUUUGUGGGAAGUCUUUGAAGUACCAGAGUUAUUUGAAAAAGCAUUACAGAACCCACACAGGUGAGAGGCCUUUUUCUUGUCAGACAUGCGGAAAACGUUUCACUCGACUAGCCAGUUUAAAUAGUCACAUGAGAACCCACACAGGUGAAAGACCUUUUUCUUGUCAGACAUGCGGAAAAAGUUUCACUCGACUGAGUCAUUUAAAACUUCACAUGAGAACCCACACAGGUGAGAGGCCUUUUUCUUGUCAGACAUGUGGGAAAACUUAUACUUGUAACAGUCAUUUAAAAGCUCACAUGAGAACCCACACAGGUGAAAGACCUUAUUCUUGUCAGACAUGUGGAAAAAGUUUCACUCAACUAGCCAGUUUAAAUACUCACAAGAAAACUCACAUAGUCGGGAGACUUUUUUCAAGAGGAAUAUGUGUACCAAGCUUCGCUCAAGGUGGCAGUUUGAAUCUUCAACUGAAAUAAGAACAAGUAGUCCUAUUUUAUUUAUUUAUCUUUUACUUUCACAAAGAUUUCCAAGUACAAAUAUUAAAGUUCUUCCUAAUAGUUUUCCACCAGAGACUCUCUGCUGCCACCUGCUGGAUUGGAUUCUCGUCUUUUGUAUAAACUUAGUCUGCCUUGUCGAUCUACUUUUUUUUUUUUUUUUUUUUUUUUUUAGAUUAAACAAUGUUUUACACGUAGUUCUUUCACCUAAGAAAUAUCUACAGGUGCAAAGGCUGAAUAAUUAACUGAUAUUUUUUUGAGUUAACUGGAGAUGUUUUAUGUUCUCAGAGUUUAUGUUAGCAAAGUCGUUCAUUGUUUUAAUUCCUAAUUGUUUGUUACUGGUAGGAAUUUUAAAAAAAUCACAAGAAUAAUUGUGCAGAGCCAGUCCAAAGUUUUUUAGCCCUUUAUCAUCUCUGCUUUUUAUAAGCGGCUGCAGCAAAAGCUUUGAAUCCUUGUUAUUCUUCUAUGACCUUCAGAUUUUUCUAUCUGUUCUUUUAAAUCUUGAUGUUUGUCCUUUUUUGAUCACAUUUUAUUUACUCAAAAACCUUGUCUCUUGGAGGUUUUCUUUUGGUAAGUGUCCUUCCAUCCUGUACAAAGGUUUUUGGUUAUUCCCAAGGGUCUUAUAUCUUGAGGAGCCGUGUAGGUUUUAUAUUUUUGUUUAAAAUAUAUUUUUUAUUUUAAAUUCUGUCCACUCUAGUAAGCUUGAUUGACAUUUAUUCUCAGCUAGCAUGUGUAAAAUCUCUAGAGUAGGAUGUGAGGGUGUCAGUUCUGCUGAGGCCUUUCAGAUUUAUACAUUUAACUGUUGGCUUCAAUAGUUAAAUUUGAUUACAAGGACUAGCCUUGGGUCAAAUAGGGUCUGGUACAGCAGGUUGAUUCAACUACUUAUCUAUUUUCAAUAGAUGUCAAAUACAUAUUUUUAUUGAUACUUGUUUUUGCAUCCAUGUUUACAUUUUCUAUUCCUUUUUCAGUAAAAUUCUUCUAGUUGGAGACCAAAGGACACAAUUCAGAUCAUUUUCUGUUCAUUUUAUGGUGUUUAUAAUAGUGAUGAUGAUACAUGGGAUAAAUAUUAUAAGCCAAGGCUAUGCUCCCCCUGUUUUUAGCCCAUAAUGGCUUUCAUUGCAGUGAAGGUCCAAGCCAACAUUGGUACCGUAUGUCAUGAUGUAUGCGUGACCUAUAAAAACUCAAUGCCUGAUUGCUGUUUUGAAGUGGCGACUGGUUUGACUUCAGUGAAGGAACCUGGUACACAAACGUACAAGUACAGCUGUGCUCUAUGCAGGAAAAUUGCGUGCUGGUGUGCGUGCGCAUGGUUUUAUUAAUCAUGUUUUUUUUUUUGUCUACGCCGUUUUCUUUCUUUUUCUCUGCGUAUGUACACUUUUAGUAUGGAUUCCACACACAGUUUUAUAAACGAGACCCGAAAAAGUUGCUAAACUGUCAGUAAUGGAGCAGAUAUUAACUAAGAAUACUUGUAGAUGUAAACAUGUUUUUCAGUUGUUUAAAUGCUUAUUUACUGCACAUUGCAGUAGUCCAGCCUGGAGGAGACAAAAGCAUGGAUAAGCUUCUCCACAUCUGCAUGAGUGAAUUUGGGACGAAGUUUGGGGAUGUUUCUGAGGUGGAAGGUCUUGCAGAGUUGUUUGAUGUGGGCUUCAAAGAUCAGAUGAGUCCAUUUUAACACCCAGGUUGGUGGCGAAUGUUGAGAGUGGAAGAGUUUGUCCAGAGAAGGUGAUGCUGGUGAUGUCAGAUGACCGAACCUGGUGUGGAGUGCCGACUAAAAUGGCUUCAGUCUUGGAGGUGUUCAUUGAUAGCAGCAUGUUUGAUGCUUGGAGCACCUUAGUGUAUCAAGUUUGGUGUUUCAUAUAAAACAGUUUGAUGUAAAAACUUCUUCCUGCUGCAUAUGCGAUUGAAAGAAAAAUCAGAGUCCACACAGAUGGCCGAGGACUCAUGUCUCUGAGGAAAGCUUUAAAAGGAGAGGCAGUGAUUUGUUGCCAUGGCGACUCCCUCCAGCAGCUGUCUGUGAUAGUGGAUGAUCAGCAGCAUCUGGGGCUGUUUUACUGUCAUUCUGACGUGAAAAUAUUCACUAAAAACAAAAGUUUUGUUGCAAGAAUUACAGCAAUUUAAGAAAGAAAUUACAAAAAAUAUAUAUUUUGAAGGGCUUUUAUUUUGAAAUUCAAAACCAGAUGUUGAUGAACUUUGGUGAGGAUUAUCUGGAGGUCUUUUACUGUAAUUCUAAUAAAUGUAUUAACUCAAAACAGUUUUUGAAUGUAUAUAUCUCCCUCAUUGUGGUACAAUAAAGAUAUUUCUACUGUAUUCACUGAAGCUCAUGAAAAUUAAGUGGACAUUGCCAAAUACUGAGCAUACUAACCAUGUAAAACAGUGAAAGAAAUGUGUCCUUAUUUAGAGGUGGACCUGAAAAAAUGUUAUAAUGUAGCAAGAAUAAUGUCACCUAACUCCGUUUGAUAUGUUAAACAUUGCUUUUGUUUUUGAAAGGUCCUGUUGAGGAUUAUUACUGUAAUUUGUGGUGUUCGGGUCAUAGAAAUUAUAUAAGAUUAAACCCCACAUUGACUUUUGCGGCGCAGAAAUUACGGCCGCCAUCUUGGGGCAGUAAACCUGUUACCCUAAUCUACUAGUUGAAGCUUUUGUUUGAAUCGACGGACUACU
This is a messenger RNA of Fundulus heteroclitus (mummichog), 3987 nucleotides long. Its product is annotated as zinc finger protein 135-like. The record is from RefSeq and is a predicted model, not a curated record. The transcript is spliced from 2 exons. NCBI's taxonomy places the organism in Eukaryota, Metazoa, Chordata, Actinopteri, Cyprinodontiformes, Fundulidae. The coding region runs from base 88 to 1314 and encodes 408 amino acids. Gene Ontology annotation, cellular component: nucleus.